Molecule: messenger RNA, 2166 nt
Organism: Serendipita indica DSM 11827
Lineage: Eukaryota; Fungi; Basidiomycota; Agaricomycetes; Sebacinales; Serendipitaceae
Source: the annotation of a GenBank genome assembly
AUGCCGAGCAACGACGGCCAUAGUCCAGAUUUGGAUGAGGGGCCGCGACCGGACCCCAACUUCAAGUUUGGCGUCACGACGCCUUAUGUUGGCACUGGGCCAGGCGCCGCAUUCUUCGACACACAUGACCAGCUCCCAUCUGCGAUCGAACCUUCGAGCCAGCGCCCAGCACGAGGGUUCCAGCCGCGACGAAAGGAUUCCUCCAUCUCUGGUGCAGGAUCAGAUAGUGGUUCAUCGACGACCAACCUCGCCAGGUUCCUACCGAAGAAGACGCGCGACGCCACCCUCCGUCCGACCACCACGGAAACUGUAGUCACCGAUACAGAUCGUACGCUCAUUCAUCCCGACUUGGAUGAUGAGCGAGCGCCUACGCCGAACGGGACCCAGCCUGUCGGUGUGGCAGAUGCGCGCAUGCGACGGUUGUUGCAUGAACUCGACUCGAUUGGUAUUCCAGACGAGAUGACAAUGGUUCGUCCGUCGCUUGAUAUGGACGAACGCGCUGCCGGUUCGUCGGUUGGACAUGGAUCACCGCCAAUGCCUCCUGUCGCCAUGGGCAAGUCUCUGCGUCAUAUACCCCCGCCGCCUGGAAAGGCACCUCCAUCGAACCUACUAGGCCGAGCAGAAGACGUGGACCGUGCUGCGCAAACGAGACGAUGGGCAAAUCACACCCCCAACGGGUCACUCACCGGGAGAGGAUACGGUGUGCCGCCCAGCAGGACUCUCAACCAUCCGGAUGCGCCCGAGAGUGCCUCGCCUAUUACUGAUGUCGACGACAUGAAUGCUUCGAGUCCUUACAAUGCCCGUCCAGAUGCCAGCCCGCUCAUGUCGGCAAACACUGCAUUCUCUCGGAGUCCAACUAGUCAAGGUACAGCGAGUCCGUCUGUUCACCCUAGUCAGCUUCAGCAAUUACCGGCACAACAACUUUCACCGCAGCAACGCGGUGUAUACCAGCCCGUGCACUCUACCCCUCUUAAUAGCGCCGCAUUCCCUAUGCCUCCUCGUGGAGCAACGUCCGCCUCUCCACAACAGCAACAUGUCCCGCUCGUUUCGAGGACGCCGCGCAGGCCUGGCACGGCAGGAAACGAUCCACCGGUGGCCUUUUACAACAACCCUGGAGGUGCGAAUCGAGCUCGAUACGGUAGCGACCAGAACCUUCGUGAACGGUAUCUCGCCAAUCCACCACAAGCUGCACCUUCGAUUGCUGGUUCACAAACCUCUCAAUCCGGCCUCUCACCCAUCUCGCCACUCUCCGCUCCAGCCUUGACAAUGUCUUCAUCUGGUUCUCGCACCAAUUCCACGAUCAGUGGCGUAUUGGAGACACCCGUCGAACCACCUGUUGGCCCGCCGCAACCUUCUUCAACUAUCACCCUGGACCCGAUCAAGGAGAAGCAGUCGCUCGAAUUGACGAAACUUCAAGAUCUCAAACCACCCACCGCAGAAGAGAAGCAAGGACUUGAUACCCCAAUCUCUGCGGGAUCUGGGACCCGUCGAGGAUCUCUAGACUCUGGAAUGCUCCUCAAGUCUCCGCCUUCUGCUUCCCAAGAAAAGGCACGGGAGAGUGGUGCGAGAAGCCCAAUCAUUGAAGCCAUGAACAGCGGAGCGAUUCUACAUAAUCCUUUUCUCGGCGGAGGAUUCGGUGGUGGACUCAGCUUUGGUGGCGUGGGAUUUGCGGUCAAAGAUAAGGAUCCGCCUCCUUAUCGUAUGCAUUCGCCUCCUUCCUCUGGACCGUCAAACGGGCGAACCAAUUCGCUCAGGGCGGCCUCUGUUGGUGGCAAAAGCGAUGGUAGUGGCACAAGUUCCUUUGGUGAAGGUGUAUCGGCGUCGAGAAUGGACCACGGCGCGGGUACGAGCAGGAAACCCACGCCGGCAGUGGCAUUGGCGACUGCGUUUGUGAGAGAUGGUGUUCCUGGAUUAAGUGCGAUGCCAGCGUCCGGUUCGGGCAUGUCAAAGGCUGAAAAGGCUGCCGAAAAGGCACGCCAGAAAGCGGAAAAGGCUGCGCUGAAAGCGGAAGAGGCGCGCAUCCGCGUGGAAGAGGAAAAAGAGGCCAAAAAGGCUGCCGAAGAAAUGAAGAAGAGGAGGAAGCAGGAAAAGACCAUCAAGCGCCUCCAGGUCGGAGAAAUGGGCGUUUAUGGCAUUAACGGGAUGGUGAGAUUCAACAACCUCUGA